Molecule: messenger RNA, 2999 nt
Organism: Armigeres subalbatus
Lineage: Eukaryota; Metazoa; Arthropoda; Insecta; Diptera; Culicidae
Gene: Drgx
Product: diencephalon/mesencephalon homeobox protein 1
Exons: 9
Coding region: 883-2334 (483 amino acids)
Biological process (GO): regulation of transcription by RNA polymerase II
Molecular function (GO): RNA polymerase II transcription regulatory region sequence-specific DNA binding; DNA-binding transcription factor activity, RNA polymerase II-specific
Source: RefSeq, a predicted model, not a curated record
GUCUGUCCGUUCAGCUGUUCCCGAGCAUUGUGCGUUGUCGCGCGCGCCCGCCAGCAUUCUCGGGCAUAAUCAUCGACAUCGCCGUCGUCGUUCUCUGCUCCGCACUGGGAUGGGAUGCUGCCGGACGGACGACUUGUCAGUUGACUUGGGACUUGAACUCUGAAGCUGAGGCUGAUGCUGCUGCUGGUCUGGUACUGCACUGAUCGAACCAACCGAGCUGUGCAUGCGGGAGGGAGCGCUGUUGGUCGGUGCUGGAAAUUGGAUAACGCGCGACACCGACACCGACGACAGUAACUGGAGUGCUGGAGAUUGCUCUGCUGGCUGAUGAUUCCAAUCGUGACCGUCGCCGCGGAUGGACGUGUUUUGAGCUCGGAUUUCAAAUUUGCGCAAUUGAUACGAGAUUGUUUUGGCAAGUGGUUGAUCUUAUCAAAAAAGGGUUCUCUGUUGCUGACUGCGGGCGCGAGUGUAAUAAACAAUCUCGAAUCUUGAAAGGGUAUUUGGGACUUCUACGAAAGUGGGAAACUAUUCUACGAAGCCAGUGCAGGAAUUAGUUCGAAGAAAACCCAUUUGGUGGAAUUAUGGAAGAAGUGUGAAACAAUCAAAAUAAUUUCAACGAAGAGCAUAUAUCUAAAAAAAAGUGUAAGUUAAUUAUAUUGAAAACCGAAUAGUUAACACUGGUGUACAUCACAGGACAGUGAAAAGAAGAAAACAAAUAUGAAUCAAAAGUGAUCCAAUUACGGUUAACCAUCAUAUAAGAAACUCAUUUACAAACGAAAGUUGCAGUUUUCGGGAUUAUUGGAAAGCAGGCGCGGAAGCCUGCAAGAAAUCGACAAAAUUUUCACGGACGGGAAUAAGCUGGGUUCCGCCACAGCGGGUCGUGGAAUGUUUUGCUAUCACUGUCCCCCUUCGUUGCAUCCGGCAGGUCCUCACCCACCACGGUUACCCACGCUUGAGUACCCGUUCGCGCCAACGCAUCCUUACACAAGCUACUCUUACCAUCCCGCCAUACAUGAUGAAAGUUUCGUACGGCGAAAACAACGCAGAAAUAGGACCACUUUUACAUUACAACAGCUAGAAGAACUCGAGACUGCCUUUGCCCAAACCCACUACCCAGAUGUUUUCACCCGAGAGGAUUUAGCAAUGAAAAUCAACCUCACCGAAGCAAGGGUGCAGGUUUGGUUCCAGAAUCGACGAGCCAAAUGGCGCAAAGCCGAGCGACUGAAGGAGGAACAACGGAAACGAGGCGAUGGAUCCGAUCCGCAGUUAUUGAAUGAUAAGUUGGAAACCGAUAGCCGUGAUUCUGCUAGUCCGGACAUAACGGGCGAUGCGGACGACGACGACAUGCGUAGCCCAAGUGCACCCCCGAUGAGCCCCAGGGCAGACUCGGAACCGGACAGGCCCCAUUCAAGCACGCAGAUGCACUCGAUGACGCAAUCCGGAUCGAACAGCGCCGGGACUCCGUCGCCUGGUUUGAAAUUCGCCCAGCAGCCCGAUCUCAGUCCAACGCCAUCGGUAACAGCAGAUUCGCCAAUCGAAGUUGGUGGACCAAUUUCGCUAACAACUUCAACGCGUGCAUCAACGGACGAUUCCAGUCCACUACCAACAACCAACAGCAAUAGUGCCACAAAUGGUCUCAGUCCUGUUACUGCCAACAGCAGUACACACAGUUUCAGCAGUCAUCUUUUCAGCAGCUUUAGUGAUAGUAACGGUGGGUUCCGACCCGUGUUGGAUAAUGGCCAGCCAAGAACAACACCACCACUAUUCCUUCCACCACAUUUGGCAUCUCUGGGGUCACAAUUCGCUCCGCCACUGUUCCCGAACUUGAAAGCUGCCUUCCCAAGUUUAUGCACAUGCUGCCCGGCAAAAUCACCCAUCACCUCCGGUUCGUCAACAGCUACGCCCUCGCCAACGUGCACUUCCCUAGCUCAUUCGAUUGUCAACACUGGAACUACACCCACAAGCAGUUCCUCGCUAGGACCAUCUGACCCCCGCUCAUCUUCAGUAGCGGAGCUUCGUCGGAAAGCGCAGGAACACUCAGCAGCUCUUCUGCAUUCCCUACAGGCAGCGGCAGCCGCUGGCCUAGCCUUUCCCGGGUUCCACUUGCCUCCGCUUUCGCUGCACACGGCCCUCAGCAGUGGUCGCAAACCGAGUGACUUCAUCAGCGAUCUCUCGAUGCAUCACCAUCUGAGCAGUCACGCAGCGAGUCUGUCCGCGUUGGGGGCACCCAACCUAAACAACAACAACCCCAACAGCAUGAAUAACAAUGGUGCAUCAGGCCUUGGUGGUUCACCUUCCCCGACGAGGCACAAUGGUGAGAAAACCACCAGUGAUUAAUAAAAACUCUUCGGAUUGUUAGGAAUCGAGGAAAAAUUGUGAUGUUGAUCUGAAUAGGAAAGUUCAUGUACAUACUUAAAUAAAGCUAGACGAGGGAUGAAACCUCGAUCGCAAGUACAUUAGUGUAGUUCGUUUUAAGACAUUGAUUGCUUGGUAAGGGUAGAUUAUUAACAUUCCACGGCAACUUGCAAUAAAUUAGCAUUAGAACAAAGUUAGUAUUCCAAAUUACUUAAUUUAGUUGGUUAUUACAGUUUACUAGUGAAAUCACAAGGAUUUAAAAUUCCGGUUACAGUAAAUCUAUUUGCAAUAAAUCACUUGUAUUCAAAAUAUUCACUAAUCUACAAUAUGACAAAUCGAGUUAGAUAAGUUCUACCAUUACUUUCAUUAUUGGCUGCAAUGUACAUAACACGAAAGAUACGUAAAGCACAAACCAAACCAAAUCAAAAUAGCGUUAGACUUUGAAUUCUUCAAUAACAAAUCAUGAAUAUAUUUUUUAAAUCAAUCGGGACCGAAUGAACCGAGUUUAGUAACGAAGCUAACAAAUAAUGUGUCAAAUUUCUGCUUAACUGAACACCACUCAUUAUAUAUGUAAUAAAAAAAUACAAUAUGCCAAAUUGUCGAAGUGAAUAAAAUCAGCAGAAAUAAAUCUAUUAUGAUGAAGUUGA